AUGACUUUCUUCUGCACCUGGAGCACGCUCAGUGCGCUGAGCGUGCUCGUCCUCGCCGUGAGGGAGGAGUCAUGUUGCCAGGCGAUGACGCUGAGCUCCGUGCUCCUCCCCCCGGCUGGGGGUCGGGGUGAACUGCCCCGUCGCAGGAGGAGCUGGGUGUGGAACCAGUUCUUCGUCCUGGAGGAGUUCACAGGAGAUGAGCCGCUGUAUGUUGGCAAGCUCCACUCGGACAUGGACAAGGGCGAUGGGCGGGUGAAGUAUGUCCUGAGUGGCGAGGGGGCGGCGUCCAUCUUUAUCAUCGACGAGAACACAGGUGACAUUCAUGCCACCAAGAGGUUGGACCGGGAGGAGCAGGCAUACUACACAUUGCGCGCUCAGGCUCGCGACCGCAGUACCAACCUGCCGGUGGAGCCCGAGUCCCAGUUUGUCAUCAAGGUCCAGGACAUCAAUGACAAUGAACCCAAGUUCCUGGACGGGCCAUACUCCGCCAGGGUAGCCGAGAUGUCUCCCACAGGAACCUCAGUGGUGACGGUGCAGGCCACAGAUGCCGAUGACCCCACCUAUGGGAACAGUGCCAGGGUGGUGUACAGCAUCCUGCAGGGCCAGCCCUACUUUUCUGUGGAGCCCAAAACCGGUGUGGUGCGGACGGCGCUGCCCGACAUGGACCGCGAGGCUCGGGAUCAGUACCUUCUGGUCAUCCAGGCCAAAGACAUGGUGGGUCAGAUGGGUGGGCUGUCAGGAACAACCUCCGUCACCGUAACGCUGACUGACGUCAAUGAUAACCCACCGCACUUCUCCCGCAAGAACUACCAGUUCACUGUUCCUGAGUCAGCACCAGUGGCAGCUGUGGUUGCCAAAAUCAAAGCUUUGGAUUUAGACAUGGGGUCAAAUGCUGAGAUGGACUACAAGAUCCUGGAUGGAGAUGGACUGGAAACAUUCCAGAUCACUACCGAUCAGGACACCCAGGAAGGACUGGUGACCCUGCAGAAGGGUCUGGAUUUUGAAACACAGUCUAGCUACACGCUACGAGUCGAGGCUACCAAUCGUCACAUCGACACUCGUUUCCUGUCUCUGGGUCCGUUCAGCGACACGGCAACGAUCCGUCUGCUGGUGGAGAACGUCGACGAGCCUCCGGUCUUCUCGUCAGCCGUCAGUCGGAUGGCCGUCUCUGAGGAGGCUCGGGUCGGAGCGACGGUCGGCUCGGUGUCAGCUCACGACCCCGACGCCGCCAACAGGCCUGUCAGGUUCUCCAUAGACAGGAACACAGAUCUGGAUCGGUACUUCAACAUCGACAGCAGCUCCGGCGUCAUCAGCGUGGCUCGACCUCUGGACAGAGAGGUCAACGACCUCCACAACCUCACCGUCCUCGCCUCUGAGAGCUCUAACCCAUCCCAGGUGGGGAAAGCUCUGGUCCUGGUCUCUGUCACGGACAUCAACGACAAUGCUCCGACCUUCGCCAUCGAUUAUGAAACUUUUGUUUGUGAGAACGCCAAACCAGGACAGGUCAUUGAGACGGUCAGUGCCGUGGACCGAGACGAGCCACAAGGUGGACACCGCUUCCACUUCUCUCUGACCACCGAGGCUGCUGGGAACCAGAACUUCACCCUCCAAGAUAAUGAAGACAACACGGCGUCCGUCCUCACCGGGCGAGGCGGCUUCCGGCCCGGCGAGCGGCUCGUCUUCCUGCUUCCUGUGCUGAUCUCGGACGGCGGCAGCCCGGCGCUCAGCAGCACCAACACGCUCUCCAUCCGAGUGUGUGAGUGUGACCGGGACGGGAGGCGGAGCUCCUGCGGCGGCGCCACGCUGCUGCUGUCGGCCGGCCUGAGCACCGGCGCCCUCAUCGCCAUCCUGGCCUGCGUCCUCACGCUGCUUGUUCUGGUUCUGCUGAUUGUCGCCGUGAGACGCAGGAAGACAGCGCCGCUGACGGCGGACGAUGAGCGCGACGUCCGAGAGAACAUCGUUUGCUACGACGACGAGGGCGGAGGCGAGGAGGACACCGAGGCCUUCGACAUGGUGACCCUGAGGAACCUCCACACCGCUAGGAACCGCCGUGAUGUCACGCCAGAGGCACCGCAGCGCUUCUCCAGAGCAACGGCGUACAGGGCGGCGGCCUCGGCGCCCGACAGCUCGUUGUUCUGGGAGUUUAUCUGGGACAGACUGCGGGAGGCCGACUCAGACCCGACGGCGCCGCCGUACGACUCCCUGCAGACGUACGCCUUCGAGGGCGGCGGCUCGGCGGCGGAGUCGCUCAGCUCGCCGGAGUCCGUGACCUCAGACUCGGAGCAGAGCUACGACUUCCUGAGCGAAUGGGGGCCGAGGUUCAAGAAACUGGCCGACCUGUACGGCCAGAGCGACGGCGGCUCCGCCUCCUAACCCUCAGGUGUUGGCAGCCACCUGAGGAUCAGAGAGAAGAACCGGGGCUGCUGGGAGAUCAGAAACACAAACGUGAGAAAGAGCUGAUCUGAGAUCUGCAGGCCGCCCGGAGUCUUUUUUAAACACAACCUUUUCCCUCC
Myripristis murdjan (pinecone soldierfish) is the source of this 2513-nucleotide messenger RNA. RefSeq names its product cadherin-7-like. Gene Ontology annotation, biological process: cell-cell adhesion mediated by cadherin; cell migration; adherens junction organization. The record is from RefSeq and is a predicted model, not a curated record. The coding region runs from base 1 to 2373 and encodes 790 amino acids. Gene Ontology annotation, cellular component: adherens junction; catenin complex; plasma membrane. Lineage: Eukaryota; Metazoa; Chordata; Actinopteri; Holocentriformes; Holocentridae. The transcript has 11 exons. Gene Ontology annotation, molecular function: cadherin binding; beta-catenin binding; calcium ion binding.